Habropoda laboriosa is the source of this 1815-nucleotide messenger RNA. RefSeq names its product integrin-alpha FG-GAP repeat-containing protein 2-like. NCBI's taxonomy places the organism in Eukaryota, Metazoa, Arthropoda, Insecta, Hymenoptera, Apidae. Bases 10 to 1815 code for a protein of 601 amino acids. The transcript is spliced from 6 exons. The record is from RefSeq and is a predicted model, not a curated record. Gene Ontology annotation, biological process: regulation of TOR signaling. Gene Ontology annotation, cellular component: KICSTOR complex.
UUAGAAAAAAUGAGGGCUGUCAGUUUUGUUAAAAGACUUCAGUGGGAUCUACCUGGGACCGUGUGUAGGCAUGGAUUAACAAUAGGAGAUGUUGACAACGACGGUGAUAAUGAAUUAGUUGUCGGUACUGCAGAGGGAGAGCUUUAUAUUUUUAAAGGAUCAGAAUUAUGGCAGAAAAUACCUGGCUUAGGUCUUGUGACCAGUGUAGCAAUAGGAGAUAUUUUUAAUUACGGACGGAAUGCGUUAGUAGUAAUAUGCGGAGAUGGUUGGGCACAUAUUUUUUACAGCCCACGAUCUGUCAAUCCUAGUAUCAUAAAUGUAACCACUACUCAACAAUCAUCUAAGGAAACAGUUGAUCAAGAUAACAUUAAGUCUGGCUAUGCAAGUGUGGAUGUUGCAACAGGUGUGAAUAUGAUAAGUUCUCAAAGUUUAGAUCAAAUAGAUGGCAAUAACGAAUUCAACGAAUUGUCUGGUAAAAUGGAGUGUGUUCAUGUACAAAGAAUUCCAACCAACACAAAGGUGGUGUUAGUAGCAGACGUGGAUAAAGAUGGUGCAAAUGAGAUGAUACUUGGCUUGACCGAUCGCGUAGUUAGAUCUUACAGAUGGUCGAGCAAUCUAGAACUAGGUAGAGGAAAGCUAGUUGGAUUGAAUAAAUGGGAAUGCGCGAAUCAAAUAGGAACGGUCACGCUACAGCACAUGGCCGAUGGAACUCCAACGUUAUUAGUUGCUCAACCAGGAGGUACAUUUAUGCGAAUUAAGUGCAAUCCCGAAGACUGCCAUUUAGAAGACGAUACUCAUCAAACAAGUAACGAAACAGCUGCUAGCUGCGUAGAUUAUCAAACGUUGGGAAUAUCGAGAAUGCGUAAUCAGAAUAUCUCGACGGAAAUCAUGGGAAAUCUGGAAUCUACAGUGGAAAACAAGGUGCCGAAUUACGAGUUUAAAGAGCCGUUCAAACAGAACGUCUCGAGCGAGAUUCAGCAUGGUAAAAACUACAAAACUUCCUCGUUCGAAUUGAAAAGAAACAAUAAUUCGCAGUCGGAAGUAAGGAAGAGUAGCUUCGAUUCGGUGGAAGGGCGUAGAAAAAGUACAGCGAUAGAAAGCUCGAAAAUAGAUAAAAUUUGUGAAAACAGCGAUCCUUCCAGUCGAGAUCAAGUCGACGGUAACAUUAUGGGAGGCAACGUGAUCCUCGGCGAUUACGACAUAAAGUCAGAAAAGGAAUCUCUGUUACCUACGUACAAAGAUUUUUCAUCUCAGGACAACAGCAACGUAGAGUGUGUGAAAGAAAAAGCAAAAACCGAGGCAGACUCGAACGUGCAGAAAUAUUCGUUACAAGGGAAACCCUACGCUCUUGCUACUUUAGACGGGACGAUAAUGUUGGUCAAGGAUGAAGUAAUCUUAUGGUCGAUGCAGGUGGAUCAUCAGAUAUUCGCGUUAUGCCGACUAGACGUAACAGGCGACGGUUCCGACGAGAUAGUGGCUUGUGCAUGGGACGGGCAAACCUACAUUUUAGAUCAACAACGUAACAGCGUACGUUUCCAGUUCGAGGAACCAGUUCGAGCAUUUUGCACCGGUAACUACAACGUUACACCGGGAAUUUCGACACCGUGUCUCGUGUACAAUAGCUUCAACAAUAAGAUUUUUCUUUAUUACGACGUUACACUUCCAAGCAUGGUUACUAAACCGUUAAAUCCAAUGGAGGAACUCGGUUCCGAGGAGAGAAAUAUUUUAGACGAACUGCUGGAGAACUGUACCGAUACCGAGCGGCAGCAAAGAAUGCAACAGUUCACCGAAUGGUUGUUGUAUAGAAUAUCCUAA